UCUCUCACUCCCAACCUCCGGCUUGUCCUUAUCCUCGGUCUAUCCCCACCAGACCUCUGAGGACUUGUCGAAUCUCGGUUGCUGGCUCUGCGCUCGUUUUCACACUCUCUUCAUCGGGCCGUCAAAUUCAGCUGGCAUUCUGCACAAAAUCGUGACCCGCUGACCGAGGAAGGUUUUCUGUUGCGGGCUGCCCCGAUCAGCAUCACCAGAGAUGUCCGAUAGCCAGUCUGAAGCGGACAAGAUCCGCAGCAAGCGCUUGGCAAAGCUGGGAAAUCCCACUCCAUCGUCGCCCGUCGACGGCGCUGCGUCGAGCCAGCCCGCAUCGCCCUCGCAGCCCUCGCCUGCAUCCAGAUUCCCAGACCGACCCCAGUCACAACCGCGAUCCAACCUGAGCAGUGCAGCUCCUUCACGGGCCUCGUCGCCGCAACCACAGUCCCUGCAAUCGGAAUGGAAGCGGAUCAAGAUCGCACCUCCCACUGCCGCCAGCGCAGCCCCGGACCGGUCGCAAACCGUUACCCCAGUCUCGGGCACCCCACCCUCAACGAGAGCUGACGAGAGCAUUGAGUCCUUUGCCGAUCGGACGCUGAGCGCCGUUUUCAAGCUGACUCUGAACGAGGCUCGUCAGAAGGAUAUUCAUGGACAAAGGUUAACCUUCCUACCCGGACUGCGGGGGGAACUCGAGGAACAAGGCCGCGACAUCCGCAUUGAGCUGUCGGUGCUGGACCAGGCGCUCUUGGAGGCAGCUUCUAACGCCCCGCAGCAGAAGCCAUUGGAUUACCUGCUCCCGUGCUGGAGGCGGAUCUCGAGACUCCACAAAGGAUUCCGUCGUCCCCGGGAGGAUGACCCGAAAUACAGCGUGAUCUGUGAGGCCCGUCGCAUGUGCAUGAGCUACUGCAUCUUUGCAAUCACCAUGCCGGAAAUGUUCGGGCUUGAGACUUCGGAAAAGUCGUCUCUUAAACCCUAUCUCCUUCUGGAUCCUGAGGAGGAUAGAGGUGUGGAUUUCGAGUUCAUUGGCGAGGCUGUGAGCCGAUUCAGCGAGGAUGAUAGCAUCAAGCCGGCUUUCAUCGCUGCUGUGGAGGAAAUGAGCCAGGAGCUUGCUGGCUUGACCAUUAAUGACGAUUACAAGCCCUACCUCACAGCUUUGCGGAACCUUGUGCACAACGCGGCCAUUGCGGCUGCCAUCACUGAGUCGUCCAACUUCAAUGAGUCUCGGGAUCCGGCUCAAUUCGAAAAGAGCACGCUUCUUGGCCCAUGGUUCAGUCUAUCUCCGCUUCAGAGCAGUGUGACGAUGACAUACUUCUCAAGCCCCAAAACAAGAGAUCAAUCAUACAUCUUGAACGCACAACGGUCAAUCCGGAUGAUGCAGCAUAUGAUCAGCUCGGAUCUUCUAGAUGUCAUCAACCAUAUGAUCCGAGCUUCAAAGGAUGCCAGGGAUCGGGUGCUGGACUGGUUCGCAGCCUCCCUGAACAUCAACCACAAACGACGGGCAAUGCAAGUGGAUCCCACCACCGUAUCUUCCGAUGGGUUCAUGUUCAACAUCACAACUUGCUUGGACCAGCUCUGUGAGCCGUUCAUGGAUGCAAGCUUCACUAAGAUCGACAGGGUCGAUGCAAACUAUCUACACCGCAAGCCUCGGGUGGAUAUGAAGGACGAAACCAAGAUUAAUGCCGAUCAGCAUGCCUCUGAUGCUUUCUAUGCCAGUUCAACAGAGGGGACGUCCAACUUCAUUACAGAGAUCUUCUUCCUCACCGUGGCCGCCCAUCAUUACGGCAGUGAAUCUCUGACCACAAAGCUCGAGCAGCUCGAGAAAGACCUGCGACACAUGGAGUCAACCAUCAACAAAUUCGAGUUGGAAAGGCAUCGGUGGGUGAACAACCCGGUCCAGCUCAGAGUGUUCGAACAGGCCCUCAAGAAGUACAAAGACAAAUUAGAUCUGGGCCUGGCCCUGAAAUACAGUUUGCAGGGUGUCUUGUUUGACGAUCAAUGGCAGGCUCGGUCCAUGCUGUUCAUGCGAUAUGUGGUUGUCUGGUUACUGCGGGUAGUAUCAGGCACCAAUUUCCCGAAAGAACCGCUCAAGCUUCCUUUGCCUGAGCAGCAACCGGAGGUUUUCCAAUGUCUGCCAGAGUACUUCCUUGAUGACAUCGUCAGCAACUUCAAGUUCAUCAUGUGGGCCAUGCCUCAGAUCAUUACAGCCACGCAAGGAGACGAGCUGGUUAUGCUCUGCAUUACCUUCCUAGAGAGCUCGGCCUACAUCAAGAACCCCUAUCUCAAAGCAGGUCUCGUCUCUAUCAUGUUUCGAGGAACCUGGCCCCGCCCUGGAGGCGGUCGCGGUGUCCUCGUGGACUUGCUCAAUUCUAUGCCUUUUGCCAACCAGCACCUGCUGCACGCCCUGAUGAAGUUCUACAUCGAGGCUGAACACACCGGCACCCACACCCAGUUCUUCGACAAGUUCAAUAUCCGUUACGAGAUCUUCCAAAUCAUCCAAUGUAUUUGGCCCAAUACCCAUUACCGCAACAAACUCUACAACCAGUCCAAGCAGAACCUGGACUUCUUCGUUCGCUUCGUCAAUCUCCUGCUGAAUGACGUGACCUAUGUGCUCGAUGAGUCCUUUGGCGCUUUCAUCACCAUCUACAAAACUCAGACCGAACUGCGCAAUGCGGCAGCAAUGGAGCCUACGGCGCGUCAGCAAAAGGAAGAACAGCUGGCGGCCGCGCAGCGCAACGCCAAGUCAUAUAUGCAGUUGACCAAUGAGACAGUUUCCAUGCUGAAGCUGUUCACGGACGCGCUGGCGGAUUCCUUCACGAUGCCUGAGAUCGUCCAGAGACUGGCAGACAUGCUUGAUUACAACCUGGACGCCAUGGUAGGACCCAAGAGUGCCACUUUGCGCGUGGACAAUUUGCAGGAGUACGGGUUCAACCCACGGGCUCUGCUGAGCGAGAUUGUUGAUGUUUAUCUGAACCUCACGGGCAAAGAGAGCUUCAUUGUCGCUGUGGCUCGUGAUGGUCGGUCUUACAAGCCUGCCAACUUUGAAAAGGCGGCCGAGAUCCUGCGGAAAUGGUCCCUGAAAUCGCCCGAGGAGCUCAAGCGAUGGGAGCAAUUCCAGCACAAGGUGAAGGCAGCCAAGGAAGAAGACGAGCAGGCCGAAGAGGACCUUGGAGAGGUCCCUGAUGACUUCUUGGAUCCUCUGAUGUACACCUUGAUGGAAGACCCUGUGAUCUUGCCCGGAUCCAGGGUAUCCAUUGACCGCUCCACCAUUCGCUCUCAUCUUCUCAGUGACCCUCACGAUCCUUUUAACCGCGCUCCGCUGAAGAUGGAGGAUGUCACACCCGAUACGGAACUCAAAGCCAAGAUCGAAGCUUUCAAGGCCGAACGGAUGGCAGCACGCAGGCAAGCUAAACCCGCCGACCCGAUGGACACGACUACGGGUUAAUUGCGAGCGGAGAGGAACGGCGUUGGUGCAGAAGGCAUUUCCGCGGGGCAUGUCCUAAUUAGCGCGUUGACCAUGUGAUGAGAUAACUGCUUUGCUGCUUGCUUUUUUAUCGAAAGAAGGUCGGAUUGGGAGUUUUCGUUUUGCGUGCGUUGGAUUAUCAUCAUAGAAUAGCCGGCUCGGGGCAGAUGUUCUGCUGCAACUCGAUCAAGUGCCCCGUGGUCUAUUUGCAUUGCCGGGAUGAUUUGAACCCAAUGAUGUUAUGGUUUUGGAAAUCUAAGCAUGAAUGGUACGGGCGCAAUGGAC
Messenger RNA from Aspergillus homomorphus CBS 101889, 3733 nucleotides. RefSeq names its product ubiquitin-ubiquitin ligase UFD2. The transcript is spliced from 7 exons. The coding region runs from base 212 to 3430 and encodes 1072 amino acids. Gene Ontology annotation, molecular function: ubiquitin-ubiquitin ligase activity. The record is from RefSeq and is a predicted model, not a curated record. Gene Ontology annotation, biological process: protein polyubiquitination. Lineage: Eukaryota; Fungi; Ascomycota; Eurotiomycetes; Eurotiales; Aspergillaceae. Gene Ontology annotation, cellular component: nucleus; ubiquitin ligase complex; cytoplasm.